CGUGUCAUGUGACAGGCCUCUGUGAGAAAUGCCAACAUGGAACCGUGGCAAGGACGAUGUUCUUCCCAACAAUAACAUUGAAAGGGACAUCUGGAUCCAUCCUAUGUCACGCAUCCGCAAUCCGGACACUUCAAUCCGUAUUUACUCGAGUGUUUACAAAUCGUGGCAAUACCUUCGGUCUUCCUCCGAUCCGCAUUUCAACAAAUGGUCUCCAUAAGUGACAAAGCGGUGGCCGCUGCUAAUGAAUCGUUUGCGGACCAUGCCUUGGCCACCCUGCCCUUCGUGGAAGUGGGCGGCAGCGAGAGCAGCGAGAGAGGCAGCUCCAUCUCCUGCUCCAGUCCCGAAACCGGAGAUGCCGGAGCUCAGCUCGGCUACAGCCCGGGGGAAGAAGACGAGGACGAUGGGCCGCUGCAGAUCUUUUUAGACUCCACGGAGGAAAUGUUGACUCAGCCGCCCAAGCUGCCUGAUUUUAUACCCCAGCUCUCCAGCACCUUCUCUCCGACCCUGGAGGACAUUGAGGAGUUCUUGAUGGAGAAGAUGGAGCUUCUCAGCGAUGCUCCUCUGAGUCCAGAGGAAAAGUCGAAGGAGGAUGAGCCUCCUAUACAGCCGUCUUCCCCCGGUGACCCGGGGCCGAAAUCCAGCCCGACCGCAACGCCUCCUGCCGCUCAAAAUGUUAACACCGCGGCUAAUGCUGCGCCGGUGCUCGUCGGUGCUCCGUUUGUGCUUCAAUUACAGCCUCUCCAGCUAAGCCACGCCCUCCCACAGCCAGACGCCCAGUCGGGUGUGGCCAACGGGCUCCGGGUGGCCCACCUGGUGCUCGGUGUCCAAGGGGCACAGAACAUUACCCUUCUUUCACCACAGGUGCCCUCAGCAACUCUCCUCCCCAUUGUGGGCGAGGCCGGCAACCAAGACCAAAAGUAUGUGAAGAUCGCUCCCUUGCCUAUUGCCGUCAGGGCGGUCGGAAUCGCGGGCGCAGGCCUGGUCAAAGCCAUCACCCCACGUCCAUCCAGGACCUCCACGGAAACCUUGCGGGUGCACAAGUGCUCUCACCCCGGGUGCGAGAAGAUGUACACCAAGAGCAGCCACCUGAAGGCUCAUUUCCGCAGACACACGGGAGAGAAGCCCUACCUGUGCAGCUGGCCAGACUGUGGGUGGAGGUUCUCUCGCUCUGAUGAGCUGUCCCGCCAUCGGCGAUCUCACUCGGGGGUCAAGCCUUAUGAGUGCACAAUGUGCGACAAAAAGUUCGCCAGGAGCGACCACCUGUCCAAACACACCAAGGUGCACCGGGGUCCUCGCGCCGGCAGGCUGGUCAGAGCAAACGUCUGAUCCUGGAUAAACCUGGAGUCCGAGAGGGAAAGCGGCGACAUCUAAAACGGCCUCGCAAGCUGUAACCCCUCCGCCUUCAUUUUUGUCUCCGUUUCCUCCCCCGGUUUUUUUUUUUUUUUAAACCGUUUAUCCGGGCGUUUGUUUAUCUUGGUGCUACAGUCAGCUAACUUGAAACUCAGGGAUGUGAUUGUUAAGCUCGAAGCAGAUUUCAGUCGAUCGGUUGUGAAGCUCGCGGUCGAUUUCAUCGCGUUUCGUCCUUUCGCCGGCGUGAGGCUACGGGUCGAGCCGCGGCAGGUUUUGAGAUCUGUUCUUAUUGCCUUUAAACCGAGGUUGCGGGAAGUCUGGAGAUCCAGUGGGCAAUACGGAGUGUGAUUUGAAGAAACCGCAUUUCCUGUACAGUUUGUGAAUAUUGUGUUAUAACCAGGUGAAAAUAUACAAGGAAAACAGUAUUUUGGUCGGUAACUAAAGCAAGGAUGCUGCAGAAUUGCCCUUAAAUUAAGAAAAAUAUGCACUAAGAUUUAGGCUAUGAUAUUAUGCAUUAUCAAACAUGGCCUCUGUCAGGGCGAAUCUAGAGAGCAAUGCAGUAUUUAGUCAUAUUUUAUCCAAAAAUAUUAAGUAAAACAAAAAAGAAUGUUUUACUUGUAUGUUGCGUGAAGAAAAGAUUCGUUUUGACGUAGUUUUGAUGACUUUUAAGUGUAUUUAAUUCUCCAAAUUACCAGUAGCCGCGCAAAAACCUCUAUUAUUGUUAUGCAGCAACAUCUAAUUCUCAUGAUCAUUCAAAAAUGAUACUAAUUUAAUUGCCAUUGCUCGAAGAAUAAUUUGCAACGUGCACACUUGUGGAAGUAUUAGCUAUUAAAAUCAAUGUAUGCGGAUUUCUAUUAAUCUAACGAAACAAAAACAAUUAUAAUAACUAUACAUAACAAUAACCAAGAGCCAUGAGAAUAUAUACAGUUUUUUUUCCGCAGAGAAUUCGAGGCGGAAAUGCACUUAUAAAAAAAAAUCACGAUAUUAAAAAAAGUGACUUAAUUAAAUUUUUUUAUUUUGAUAUUUCUCUGUGAGGUUCAUCUUACUAAAUGCUCUUCUGAAGCACAGCGCUUUUAAAGGAAUUCAUAUGCAAUGCAAAAUUAGGUUCGAUGCAGUUUUAAAACGCGCUUUAACUUUAUUCAAACGUUUUCGUCCCAAUCGCGUUGAAAUUUCCGAAAUGUUCUUGGCCCAAUCACAUCCCUGCGGCAGCUGAAAGGUAUUUAUGCAUCAAGUUGCUUUCCACAUUUUACUUUAAUUUUUUUUUUCUCGUGCCUCAUCUCUCUCAGUCUGUUGAGAGCGUAUGCCAAACAGGGCUCCGCGGGGGGCCGUGGAUAACAUCACUACACGUAUGGACGAACUUACGUACUGUAAAACAUAUAUAAGCUAGAAACAGUUUUCUCUUCGAUCUGUAAUCACGCAAAGAGAAUUGUUUCCUUUAUGUCGUCGUAAUGUGCUUUGCAUUAGAUAAAUGCAUUUUUUUCUACUUAGUGCCGUCACGGUUGAUAAGCUAAAUCGCUGAGGACAGGUGUUACUGUUCACAAAAAAAAACUGGCAGCUGAUCGCUUCCUGUCGAUAUGAAGCUAUCUGGACAUCAUUCUACCGAUACGUCAUCGAACGCUUCAAGUCUGUCAAUAAUGGGACUGUGCUCGAGUUUCUAUUUUGAGAAGGUCAUGUUAAUCUACACACAUGGAGUGAAUUUUCUUGACAUCAUCUUGCCUUUUUACAUCCGGUCUUAACUGCUUUAUGCAUUACCCCCCCCCCCCUCAAUCUACUUAGUAGCUCAUGUAAUCUUUCAUGAACUAUCAGGUGCUCUACAUACUUGCUAUUUGGACUACUCUAGAAGUUUCUGAACGAUCUCGUAGGUACAAUACAUCCUUUUUAUCCGACCGAGAGCAUCCUGAUUUACAGUGUUUUUCGACUAGUGCUGUCAUGUAAGUUCUUCUUUUUCUUGUUCUCUCUUUUUUUUUUGAAGAGAGAUGUCUGUUUUUUGGGGUUUUAUAACAUUAUCAUCCUUGAUUUUAAUUUUUUUUUUUUUUUUUUUUUUUCUGCCACCAGCUUCACCCCAAUAAAAGCAUUAAAUUAUUUCCUUUACCUACAACAUCACGUUAAUGCAUUAACAGUUUUUUAUUUACACUGACCACCCAACUAUAGCUGCUCUCGUACCAUAUAGCUGGUCAGAUUUAGGUUAUAUUUUGGAAUAACUGAAAAAUGCUAUUUUCCUAUGUAAGAAAAUAAAGUAAAAAAAAAAACAAAUAAAUGAACUUUUGGAAAA
Puntigrus tetrazona (Sumatra barb) is the source of this 3622-nucleotide messenger RNA. RefSeq names its product Krueppel-like factor 15. The transcript has 3 exons. Gene Ontology annotation, biological process: regulation of transcription by RNA polymerase II. Gene Ontology annotation, molecular function: DNA-binding transcription factor activity, RNA polymerase II-specific; RNA polymerase II cis-regulatory region sequence-specific DNA binding. The record is from RefSeq and is a predicted model, not a curated record. Lineage: Eukaryota; Metazoa; Chordata; Actinopteri; Cypriniformes; Cyprinidae. Bases 205 to 1326 code for a protein of 373 amino acids.